This is a messenger RNA of Solanum dulcamara, 2279 nucleotides long. Its product is annotated as ABC transporter G family member 1-like. Lineage: Eukaryota; Viridiplantae; Streptophyta; Magnoliopsida; Solanales; Solanaceae. The record is from RefSeq and is a predicted model, not a curated record. The coding region runs from base 127 to 2136 and encodes 669 amino acids. Gene Ontology annotation, molecular function: ABC-type transporter activity; ATP hydrolysis activity; ATP binding. Gene Ontology annotation, cellular component: membrane. The transcript has 8 exons.
AUUAUCUCAUUAAUGCCCCUCAGAGGACAAAGAUGACUACAACGUCCUUAAAUACCCCAUACCUUUUGCGUGAAAAUGAAAUAAACCACCUUUUAGUCUUUGGUAUAUCCUACAAAUUUUCAGGGCAUGGCUUCUGUAAAUUUAGCAAUGCCACAUAUGGAGUUACAGGAAGUAGAGUUGAAUAAUGCUGGGAAAGGACAAAUGGGAUCAAAAAGUGGAGGCGUUUUCUUGACUUGGAAUGACUUAUGGGUUACUGUUAGCACUAAAAAAAGUGGAAGCAAAUCCAUACUUAAAGGUCUCACUGGCUAUGCUCGACCUAGUGAGCUCUUGGCCGUCAUGGGUCCUUCUGGCUGUGGCAAAUCUACACUCCUCGAUGCGUUAGCUGGGCGACUAGAUUUCAGCACGAGGCAGAGCGGGGAUAUACUGAUCAAUGGUCACAAACAGAAACUUUCUUAUGGAACAUCUGCAUACGUGACUCAAGAUGAAACUCUUUUAGCAACACUAACAGUUAAAGAAGCAGUUUACUACUCUGCACAACUCCAACUCCCAGUUUCCAUGACAAAAUCAGAGAAAAAACAAAUAGCAGAGCAGACUAUUAAGGAGAUGGGGUUGCAAGAUGCAAUGAACACUAGAAUAGGAGGAUUUGGUAAUAAGGGAAUUAGCGGAGGAGAAAAGAGGAGACUUAGUGUUUGCAUGGAGAUUCUAACGCGGCCAAAACUUCUAUUCCUUGAUGAACCGACCAGCGGCCUCGACAGUGCUGCAUCUUAUUAUGUGAUGAGCGGAAUUUCACGCCAAAGAGAGGGAAGAACCAUAAUCGCAUCUAUUCAUCAACCAAGUGCUGAAGUUUUCAACCUUUUCCACAGUUUAUGCCUUUUGUCUUCAGGAAGAACGGUAUAUUUUGGACCUGCUAGUGCAGCAAUUGAGUUUUUCACGAGGAAUGGUUUCCCUUGCCCAUAUCUUCAGAAUCCAUCAGAUCAUUUUCUUAAAACAAUAAACAAGGACUUUGAUGAGGAUAUUGAACAAGGCUCAGCUGGAGGACGACGACCUACAGAAGAAGUGAUAGACCUUCUCAUAAAUUCAUAUAAAUCAUCCGAGGGAUAUCAUGAAGUUCAGAGCCAUGUUGCAGAAAUAUGUCAUCAGGGUGGUGAAAUGUUGGAAAAAAGAAGCCAUGCUAACUUCAUGAUGCAAUGCCUUGUUCUUACAAGGAGGUCAACUGUGAACAUGUUUCGUGAUCCUGGCUACUAUUGGAUGAGAUUCGCUGUUUAUGUCGGCAUUGCUUUAAGUCUUGGCUCCAUCUACUAUAAUGUUGGCUCAGACUAUCGUUCAGUUGAGGAAAGAGGUCUAAUGGUUGCUUUUGUAGUUUCAUUUAUGACAUUUAUGACGGUUGGUGGAUUCCCUUCAUUUGUGGAGGACAUGAAGGUAUUUCAACGAGAAAACGUGAAUGGGCACUAUGGAUGUUUUGCUUUUGUCAUAGGCAACACACUUUCUUCAAUUCCAUACGUACUACUAAUAUCAUUGAUUCCAGGUGCCAUUGCCUAUUUCCUUGCUGGAUUUCAAAAUGGAUUUGAGCACUUCACCUACUUUGCUUUGGUCCUCUUCACCAGUAUGAUGGUAGUCGAGAGCCUAAUGAUGAAUGUUGCAGCUAUUGUUCCUAACUUCCUGAUGGGGAUUGUGACGGGGGCAGGAAUACAAGGACUACAGAUACUAAGUGGUGGUUAUUUUCAAUUACCGAGUGAGUUGCCUAAAGUACUUUGGAAAUACCCACUGUACUACAUGUCCUUCCACAAGUAUGCUUACCAAGGUAUGUUCAAGAAUGAAUUUGAAGGACUAAAAUUUAGAGAUGAUAUGUUUGGAAACAAUCAUAUAAUUGGUGGAGAAAUCGUCUUGAGAGAAAGAUGGCAAGCUGAAAUGGGACACUCAAAGUGGGUAGACCUAGUCAUUCUGGUAGGUACACUCAUUUUGUAUCGUCUCGUGUUCUUCCUUAUUAUCAAGACAAAAGAAAAGUUUGUGCAUGCAAGAAAGGCAUCCACAUCAAUUCUAUCAAAUCGAAAUACACAAAUCAUGGCUAAGUCCUUACCUGCCUCACCUCUCCAUGGACUCACUCCAUCACAUGGCACUCCCACCAACAAUAGAUGAACUAAUCAGCAGUUACUUCUUUUGUCUUCUACACUAUAUUUGGCUUCUUGUUUCAUAAUGUAUCAUUCUGUAUUGUAUUGUAUUUUACUGCACUAUUUUGUGGAUGUAAUGUUUAAAUAGGGUUUAGUAGUUUAGUGCUUUCU